AGGAUGGAACAAAAGAAUUAUUAAAAAAUGAUCAGAAGGCUUUGAGUGUACCAGUACGACAUUUAUUCUUAUUCUAAUUAUUUAUAUAUUUUCCUAAGUUCCUAAAUCUAAAACUUAUUCUACCGUGCAAUUAUAAAACCUAAAUAUAGAACUAGUUAUUAAACUAGCAUUGUAGUCAGCGCAGUUAAAAGGGUAAUUUAAGCCAUACCACUUCCAGAAGUUUCUUACACCAAAUUUGUAAGUUUAGGGGAACAAAAUAAUGUUAUGGCUAUGCUAAAAUAAAUAAUUAUUUGCAGCUUAAAGCUCACAUACUAAAAACGUGGUGCUCAAUUAGAGUUGGUGACCCUAACCCAACAUUUCUUUAAGAAAUUUGUUCGGGUAUCGGAAGUAUGGCAGAUCAAAAUUCCCCUCGGAACUGCCAAUCCUGUGAACGAACGGAUUCGGCAGAAUGCGAAAUGGUCCAGUGUGACUUCUGCAAGCUGUGGGAGCACUUUGGAUGCGCCGGUGUGGACGAGCAAAUCCGACAGCCAAGCGCUAGAUAUGCGUGUAAGCAGUGCUCAAAACCUGGACAAUCCAGCAAAGAUCAUCUGCAAAUUCCAGGGAUCGGAACACGUUCUACAAAAGGAUCCAAGGCGGGUUCAAAGGUAGGCUCCAAGAAAGGAAAGAAGAACCCAGGCCCACCAGAUAGCGUGACCUCCAGUGUAAGGGCUGUAUUGUUGUCAGAGCAGCUUAAACUCAUCGAAGAAGAGAAAACGAUGAAGGAACAAGCCCUGUUGGAAGAAGAAGGGAUCAGGAAACGGUUAUUAGAAGAGGAAGAGCGUCAGCUGGAAGAAAAGAAUCGCCUCCGUGGCCGUAAACUGCAAGAGGAGUUGGAGAUGAAGCGUAAGCAGCAGCAAAUAAAAAAACGGAUGGCAGAAGCGAGCAGUAGAAGUGGAUCGGUCGUAAAUUCCGACCAGAAGGUGAAAGACUGGCUAGACGGUCAAAACCCUGGAAGAUCAGAUGGAAAUGUACAAGGGAAUUCAAACAUACCCCUUACAAACCCGAAUCCUGAAGACCCAGAACAUCCGCUAACGGUAGUUCCUCAGAAUCCUAUUCAACCAACGCUUCCGGACAUGUCGUUACCACAGGUGCCACCCCCUUCACCUCCGGUCGUAGGUCCUCUACAGAGUCUUCUCGCUUCAUUGCCCAACCCAUCUGUUCCAAUCGGAGUACCCUCUACUGCACCAGUUCAACUGAGUAACCCGGUUCCAAUACCGCAACCGGCGUCGACAGUUCCUGUUACCUCGAUUCGAACACUAUCGCAAACUCAAAUCGCUGCGAGACAGGUACUAGGAAAGGACCUGCCUGUUUUCUGCGGAAACCCAGAGGAUUGGCCCAUUUUUAUUAGUAACUUCGAACAGUCAACAACCACCUGCGGUUACUCGGACGCAGAAAAUCUCGUUCGACUUCAGCGGUGUUUAAAAGGGAACGCUUUCGAAUCGGUGAAAAGCCGAUUGCUCCUGCCAGCUAGUGUACCGCACGUCAUUCAGACCCUGCGUACGCUCUUCGGGAGACCGGAUCUUCUCAUCAGAUCGAUGAUGAAUAAAAUCCAACAAGUUCCGGCACCCAGACACGAUCGGUUGGAGACUGUUAUGCAUUUCGGCAUAGCAGUGCAGAAUUUGGUUGACCAUCUCAAAGCAGCGCAGCAGUUUAAUCAUCUAACGAAUCCGGUACUCCUUCAGGAGUUAGUGGAAAAACUGCCAGGCUCAUUACGACUCGAUUGGGCAGUCUACAAAACCCAUCGUCAACCCGUAACACUCGACACCUUCGGGAAAUUCAUGUCGGGUUUGGUGACAGCAGCAAGCGAAGUUUCCUACACCGUGCCGGGAUUCAGCGUUCAGAAACACACCACAAAUUAUGAAAGCAGAACCAUCAAACCGAAGGGUGGAAAUACUGGUAUAAUUCAAGCUCAUCUUGCAGAGAAAACUCCAGCGUCUACGUCCAGCAGCACUCCAGCUAGCACGAAACCCGGCAAGGUAUGCCUCUCGUGUGGUCGUGCGGGCCAUCGUGUGUCUGAGUGCCAUCAGUUCAAUGGUGCCAGUGUAGAUGAACGCUGGAAGUUAGUUAAGCAGAAGGCCCUCUGCAGAACAUGCCUGAAUAAUCACGGCAAGUGGCCUUGUCGUUCUUGGAAAGGGUGCGAGGUUGACGGAUGCCGUCAGAAGCAUCAUACACUUUUACACUCGUCUUCUUCUUUCGAGCAAAUAAACGUUUCAUCCAGCCACGUUACUUCCGGUGAAUCCCAGUGGCCACUCUUCCGCAUUCUUCCUGUCAUUUUAUAUGGCAACAAUUCCUCGCAAAUUAUAUUUGCCUUUAUUGACGAGGGUUCGUCGUAUACUCUACUGGACGAAACCGUUGCGAAAGAACUGUGUGUCAAUGGGAAGACAGAAGCACUUACUUUGAAGUGGACGGGAAAUGUUACACGAGUCGAGCCAAAAUCACAAUGCGUGCAGCUCGACAUCUCCGGUAAAAAUAUUAGCUCCCGAUACACCCUUUCCAAUGUUCGUAAGGUGAGUCGUCUCGUGCUUCCUACGCAAAGUAUAAAGUAUCAGGACCUAGCAAAUCGUUUUCCUCAUUUGCGUGGGCUCCCGCUUAGUGACUAUGAGUUGGUCGAGCCCAAAUUAUUGAUUGGUCUAGAUAACUUGAGGUUAUGCGUGCCUCUGAAACUACGUGAAGGAGGACCCUCCCAUCCUAUUGGAGCGAAAUGUCGAUUGGGGUGGAGCAUUUAUGGGUAUGUUCCAAAUCAAGCAACGAAUUCGAUGAUUAUCGGGUUCCACGUUGGAACAGUCUCGGAUCGUGAUCGUGAGUUGAAUCAACAGCUUCGAGACUACUUCACACUGGAGGAUGCUGGAGUUGCUGAGGCGCAUCAAGUUCAUGAGUCGAAGGACGAGCAACGUGCAAUACAACUGCUACGAGAGACAACACGACGCACAGCAGAUGGAUCGAAAUUCGAAACCGGUCUGCUAUGGAGUACUGAUGAACCAAACUUUCCAGACAGUUACCCCAUGGCCGUCCGUCGUCUGGAGUCUCUAGAACGUCGUCUUCAACGAGAUCCAGAACUGAAGGAGCGCGUACAUGAACAGAUCUUGGAUUACGAAAGCAAAGGAUAUGCACAUCGAGCGAGCUUGGCCGAAUUGACUUCUGUUGAGGCUAACCGUGUGUGGUAUCUUCCUCUAGGCGUCGUGACAAACCCUCGGAAGCCCGGUAAAGUACGCCUAAUCUGGGAUGCGGCAGCUAAAGUGGGUGGAGUCUCAUUCAACUCCCGACUCCUGAAGGGACCUGACCUACUGGCGCCACUUGCAAUGGUCUUAUGUCAGUUCCGUCAAUACCCUGUGGCUGUAAGUGGUGACGUCAUGGAAAUGUUCCACCAGAUUAAAAUUCGUUCUCCUGAUUGUCAAUCACAACGCUUCAUAUUCCGAAAUCGACCAGUAGAUCAACCACAAGUUUACGUCAUGGACGUAGCCACAUUUGGAUCAUCCUGCUCCCCGGCGUCAGCGCAGUACGUCAAAAAUUUCAACGCAGAUGAGUUCGCCAGUGAGUAUCCGAGAGCCGCAGUAGGCAUCAAGAACAAACAUUAUGUUGAUGACUACUUGGACAGCUUCGAGACCACCGACGAAGCGAUUGCGGUGGCGAAUGAAGUGAAACUUGUACACUCCAGAGGAGGUUUCACUCUUCGCAGCUUCUUAUCCAACGAACCUGAAGUUCUGCAAGGAAUAGGAGAAACAAUUACGGAGAAAGAACCCAAAAACCUACAUUUGGAACGUGAUGGGAAAUGCGAGUCGGUGCUAGGGAUGAAGUGGAUUCCGCAUGAUGACGUGUUCAUCUACGCCUUCGGUACGCGAGAGGAUCUACGGCACAUUUUGGAAAAUGGUCACAUCCCAACCAAACGCGAGGUAGCCAAAGUGGUCAUGAGCCUAUUUGAUCCGCUAGGUCUCAUCGCUUUCCUACUCAUUCACGGCAAAAUAUUUAUCCAAGAAUUAUGGGCAGCAGGGAUAGAGUGGGACCAAGAAUUCCCACACGAUCUCAACGAACGCUGGCGACAAUGGGUGGCUUUACUCCAACAAUUAGACUCACUCCGCAUACCACGAUGCUACUUCCGCUCAACGAAGGACUACUCUCAUUUACAAAUCCACCUAUUCGUGGAUGCAAGCGAAUCCGCAUAUUCUUGCGUGGUAUACUUUCGCUUGGAAAACGAAGACACAACACAGGUGAAACUCGUCGGUGCCAAAACAAAAGUAGCACCGCUGAAGACGCUCUCCAUACCUCGACUCGAACUAAAGGCAGCAGUUUUGGGCGCUCGAUUUAUGGAAACUGUUCAAAAACAGCACACGUACACAGUAAGUCGACGGUUCUGCUGGAGUGAUGCCAGUACCGUUCUAGCGUGGGUACGCUCCACCGAUCAUCGGCGCUACCACAAAUUCGUAGCCGUUCGAAUAGGAGAGAUUCUCUCUUCUACGCAACAGUCAGAAUGGCGGUGGGUGCCAUCCAAGCAAAACAUUGCGGAUUUUGCCACCAAGUGGAGGAAUGGUAUGCCUGUGACAAUCGACAACCCCUGGUUCCAGGGACCGGCCUUCCUCUACGAACCAGAAGAACGUUGGCCUAAGCAGCGAACAAUCGUCCCAACAGAAGAAGAGCUUCGGCCAACUCGUUUCCACGCCACCCACUUCGCUCCGAACAUGGUAUUCGAGAGGUUCAAUAGAUGGACCAAAAUGCAUAGAGUAGCCGCAUAUGUUUUCCGAGGCAUCGAAAAUUUUCGCAGGUGUCGAUCGAAGGAUAAACUUGAACUCGGAAACCUUACCAGCGAAGAACUUCGACGGGCCGAGGAAGAACUGCUGAAAACCGCUCAAACCGUGUAUUACACGGACGAAAUCAACAACCUCGUCAAGACUCAAGGGUCACCAGAGAAUCACCACGUCACCGUAGACAAAUCCAGCCCUAUCUACACCAAGUGUCCAUUCCUGGAUGAGAACGGCGUUCUGCGUAGCCGUGGUCGAAUUGGUGCUGCACCGUAUGCACCGACCGAAGCUAAGUUUCCGAUCAUUCUUCCCAACCAACAUUUAAUAACUUUCCUAAUUGUAGACUGGUAUCAUCGCCGCUUCCGUCAUGCCAACCGAGAGACCAUCUUCAAUGAAAUCCGCCAGCGCUUCGAAAUACCUGCCCUAAGACGACUGUUGGAUAAAGUUGAACGCUCAUGUACUUUCUGCAGGGUAACCAAGGCGAUGCCAAGAUCUCCAGCGAUGGCUCCGCUUCCCGAGAUGCGUCUGACAGCAUUCACUCAACCCUUUACGUUCACCGGGUUGGACUAUUUCGGUCCGAUGAUUGUGAAGGUUGGCAGGAGCAACGUAAAACGCUGGGUGGCUCUCUUCACAUGCCUGACGAUUAGAGCGAUACAUAUGGAGAUUGUGCACUCGCUAAGCACCGAAUCUUGUAUUAUGGCAGUACAACGCUUCGUCGCACGCAGAGGCCUUCCCAGAGAAUUUUGGACUGAUAAUGCCACCUGCUUCCAAGCACCACCUGGAAGUUCAUCCCCCCAGCUGCUCCACACAUGGGUGGAGCGUGGGAGAGACUCGUUCGAUCGGUGA
Messenger RNA from Toxorhynchites rutilus septentrionalis, 5618 nucleotides. RefSeq lists its product as uncharacterized. Gene Ontology annotation, molecular function: nucleic acid binding; zinc ion binding. The record is from RefSeq and is a predicted model, not a curated record. Lineage: Eukaryota; Metazoa; Arthropoda; Insecta; Diptera; Culicidae. Bases 390 to 5618 code for a protein of 1742 amino acids. The transcript is spliced from 4 exons.